Molecule: messenger RNA, 2562 nt
Organism: Paraglomus occultum
Lineage: Eukaryota; Fungi; Glomeromycota; Glomeromycetes; Paraglomerales; Paraglomeraceae
Source: the annotation of a GenBank genome assembly
AUGAAGCAGUCAGAUUGGCCUGUUGUUGUGGCCAUUUGUGUAUUGAUAUUAUCAGUAAUUUCUUCACAUACUGCAGACGCCUCGUAUGCCAACCCGUCAGCUGAUAUCCCGGGAAUACCACCAGACGACGCCAACGUAACCAACGUAGAAUAUUGCAAGCUGCUAGCAUAUUCUUUGUAUUUCUACGAAGCUCAGAGAAGUGGCAAGUUACCAAGUGACAACAGAGUUUCUUGGAGGCAUGACUCGGCGCUAUAUGAUGGGCAAGACGUUGGCGUGGAUUUGACCGGAGGUUAUUAUGACGCUGGAGACCACAUGAAAUUUACCUUUCCACUAUCAUGGAGUCUUACCUCUGUGUCAUGGGGAGCGCUAGAAUGGUAUCAGGGCUACAGUGUUGCUAACCAGACUGGAUAUCUGAGGGCUAUGCUAAAAUGGGGAACGGACUGGCUUAUAAAAGCGAAUCCUGUGAAAAAUGUGUUGUACGCUCAAGUCGGGAAAGGCGAUAUUGAUCAUAAUUAUUGGGUCUUUCGUCAAAAAUAUAAUGAUACCUCGUAUGCAGAUUUACUUGUAUCUCAUGCGAUAGAUCUGUAUGAGUUUGCGGAACUCAUACCAUUUGCAAAAUAUUCAGACUCGAUUUCCGAUUCCAAAGAGUUUUAUGGAUCCAGUCGAUACACUGAUGAUUUAGUCUGGGGAGCACUCUGGUUGUAUAAUGCUACCGGCAACUCGACAUAUUUUACGAAAGCCACAAAUUACAUCGAUCAAUUCUCAUUGAUAGGAUCAGAAGAGGUCAUUAAUUGGGAUGAUAAGAUGGGAGCUGCUUUCAUUCUUUUAGUCAAAUUUACGCGGGAAGCCGGACAGGACCCCGCAAAAUGGCAGCGGGUGACUGAAAAUUACUUGGAUGCAAUGAUAACAAGCAACUGCCAAUUAACAAAGGGUGGUCUCCUUUAUUGCGAUGGAGACAGCGAUGCGGCGUCACUUAAUCCAGCGCUCAACUUUGCAUUUGCGUGCCUUGCAUAUGCUCCUCAGGCAAGUUCAUCGGCCAAAGCAACAAGUUACAGAAACUUUGCCUUUUCGCAGAUUGACUAUACUCUUGGGAAAAAUCCAAUGAAGACACCCUAUGUGGUUGGAGUACACCCAAAUUCACCUCGGAAUCCACACCAUUCUGGCGCGCAUGGGGGAACUGACAUUGAUCACCCAAAGAAUAAUUUGCACAUAAUUUACGGAGGUGUUGUUGGGGGACCAGAUAAAAAGGACAGGUUCCUGGAUGACAGAACAAAUUAUAUACAAUCCGAGGUGGCUUUGGAUUACAACGCACCUUUCCAAGGCAUAGUGGCUUAUCAGGUUGUUAAUGCCCAGUCACCACCCUACUACGUCAACGUUCCGCCUGGCAGACCAAAACCAAAGACUAGACUUAUCAUUGGUAUCGUUGUUGGAGCAGUAGUUUUCAUUUCAAAAGUGGAAAACGACAGGUCGAACCACUUGGCGACUUCAGUUGUGGCAAACUCUAUCAACGAAUCUGCUUUCAUUGCUGCUGCUCCUAUAGAACUCUAUUCCACAAAGUAUUACUGGACUUGUGCUCUAGGAGGAGUCGCGGCCUGUGGAAUAACACAUGCAUUGGUGACGCCCUUAGAUCUGGUCAAAUGUAGAAAGCAGGUCGAUCCAACUAUUUACAAAAGCAACUUUGAUGGCUGGGUCAAGAUUUAUCGCGAGCAUGGCGCCGGUACGCGCGGUCUGUAUACAGGAGUUACGCCUACAUUUAUUGGAUAUUCGUUUCAAGGAGCUGCAAAGUACGGGUUUUAUGAAUUGUUCAAAAAGAAAUACAUAGAUCUGGCUGGUGAGGAAACUGCCCACAAGUAUCGUACUACGCUUUAUCUGGCUGCCAGUGCAAGUGCUGAAAUCCUUGCAGAUAUCGCGCUAUGUCCUUGGGAAGCACUGAAAGUGAGAAUGCAGACCGCAACGACGCCGUUUGCUACGUCAACAGUCGAUGGAUUUAACAAGAUUCUCAGACAUGAGGGCGUAAAUGGCUUUUAUAAAGGACUGCCUCCUCUCUGGGGACGCCAAGUUCCGUACACUAUGAUGAAGUUCGCCUCAUUCGAACGCACCGUGGAAUUUAUUUACUCAUAUUUGAGCAAACCCAAACAUGAAUAUAACAAAUUGGAACAGUUGGGUGUUUCGUUCCUCGGUGGAUAUAUAGCAGGAGUAUUCUGUGCUAUCGUCAGUCAUCCCGCCGAUACUUUGGUGUCCAAGCUUAACAACGUCAAGAAAGCAGAAGGCGAGUCGACAGCCGCACUUUCGCUACGUCUCAUGAAAGAUCUCGGCUUUAAAGGCAUUUGGCGUGGUCUUGGUACACGUGUGAUUAUGAUUGGCACGCUCACUGCUCUUCAAUGGCUCAUAUACGACUACGUUAAGGUCUACGCUGGACUUCCAACUACAGUCGCGUUGGUAGGGAUGAGAGGUGUACGAUCGACCGCCGUUGAUACACAAGACUAUGUUGACUGGCUGCUUUAUUCAUUCGACGAAGAGGAAGAAGUUGAACAGCUGCUUGACGAAUUGUUCUAUUACUAA